CAUCAUUUAGCUCCAACUUGUGAACAGCACUCAAUGAAUGCAAUCACUACGCUUUAAAUGCAGCAGCGAUUCAAAUCAAAUUCGUAAUUGACACAUGUGAAGUACAUAUAAAAUCGGCUGUAGUCAAAGAUAUACAUUGUAUGCAGACAGAAUCAACAAAGCGCUGGAAUUUCGGAAUAUAUAAUGAGCAGAUUGGGCCACAACAAACGAGAAUAAAUCAGUAACAGAAGUCAGUGGAGAGAAGGGGAACGGGAACAGAAGCUGGAUCCGCAGCGGGUUCAGGGGCAUCAGAAGAUUCAACAACAAUUAGCAGCAAGCAUUGACGGUCCACGAUGGCACGACACAUAAUGGCCGUGUGUGUGGUGUGCCUGCUCUGUGCACAGCGGCUGCAUUGCCAGGAUCACGAUGCCGAGAAGCUGUGGGCGACACAGCGCACAACGAUCAGUCUGAAUGCACAGUUAGCCAAUGGCAAUCUAAGUCCAUCCAGUGAGAUAUCCACCGAACAGAGGCAGCUGGCCGAUGAGAAUGAUACCCAGAACUAUAGCACAAGUCCGCCCUACAAGAGACACAGACGACACGCAGGUCACGACCAUGAGGCCGAGCACGGGCACGGCGCGCCACUGAAACACGUCCCGCAGAUUACGCAAUACUACCUGCAGCAGUUGAUGCAACUGCACGAGGCUCUCAAUGCCAGCAGUCUGCGUACCCUGAUGCAGCAGCUCGGACUGCAGCAUCUGGUCAGCAGCAACGAUAGCUGUGUGCCAGUUGAUCGCCUGGUGCAUCAUGUGCAGCCGCAUGAUCUCAGCCAUAUCGGCGAUAAAGCUGCGGAGCACCCACUGCUGUUGACCAACUGCACGCUGACACCCAACGGCACGAGCACCAGCAUUGCCUGCAGCCCACUCGAAGCCACUGCACCAUCACAGCCGGACUAUGAGCUAAAUGAAAGGGAAUUGAUGUAUCUGUGUCCAGUGCUGCUGCACGAAUUGGCGACGAGCAGCGGCGGUUGCAUUGCGCCCGAAGUGCUGGCUGAUAUUGAUAAAUUCGAGGCGCAACAGAAAGACGACAUUUUAUAUGUAUGGAUUUAUGCCUUUUCAUCGGUGUUUGCUUGUGGUAUAUUGGGUCUUGUGGGCGUGGCCAUAAUACCAUUCAUGGGCUCCCGCUACUACAAGCACAUCAUACAAUAUCUCGUGUCGCUGGCCGUGGGCACGAUGACCGGAGAUGCGCUGCUUCACUUGCUGCCACACUCGCUGGCUGGCCAGGACGAGCGCGGCAUGAUCAUGAAGGGCUUGGGCUGUCUUGGUGGCAUUAUAUUCUUCUAUGUCACGGAACAUGCGCUGACCAUGAUAUCGGAGUGGCGCAAAAGCGUUGAGAAGAAGGAAACAAAGAAACCAUCACGCGCCAAGGUGAUGCGCGAUCCGGACUCAUCAGUUAACAAUUCAGUGGCUGGCGACAAAAUGUGCAAACAAAAGUAUAGCUCAUAUCCGUACUGCUAUGACGAGAUCACAGUGAAUAAUAAGCAGGAUGUGUGGAUGCAUUUGCCGGACGAGGGCUCAGGGCCUGCUGGUUCCUCAGCUGCUGCAGCUGCGGGUGCUGGCGGCGAUGCUUCCAGCGGCGAGUGCAGCAAUCGGCACUGUGACAAGACUGAACAAGAAGGGUCGAGUGAAGCGGCAGCGGCCGCUCAAUCGCUGCUCUCUACCUCGCACAAUAACUAUGCCGAAAUGAACCAUCAUUAUCACAAUCACAAUCACAACAAUCAUCAGCAGCACCAGGACAGCAGCAAUACGGCAACAACUGAAUUGGACACCAACGCUAGCUCCGUAAAUGGCGCGAAGGACAAGAACGAUCAUGUGACUGUUAUAUUGCGCGAACAUGAAUCCUCCCAUCAUGGACACAGUCAUCGCCAUGGACACGUGCACUCGCCACCGGAGACGCUGAGCGCUGUUGCCUGGAUGAUCAUUAUGGGCGAUGGUCUCCAUAAUUUUACCGACGGUAUGGCAAUUGGUGCUGCUUUUGCUGAGAAUAUUGCCGGUGGCUUCUCAACCUCGUUAGCUGUCUUCUGUCAUGAGCUGCCGCAUGAACUGGGCGACUUUGCCAUCCUGAUGAAGGCCGGAAUGUCGGUCAAGUCGGCUGUGUACUAUAAUCUGUUGACGGGUGUGCUCAGUUUUAUUGGCAUGAUCUUUGGCAUUGUGUUUGGACAAUCACAGGAAGUGGCCCAAUGGAUGUUUGCCGUGGCUGCGGGACUCUUCAUCUACAUUGCGCUGGUCGAUAUGAUGCCGGAGAUCUCGGCUGCUCACAAGUCGCUGACACAGUUUUUGUUGCAAAUUCUGGGCAUGCUCAGUGGUGUGGUUAUUAUGCUCUUCAUUGCCAUCUAUGAAGGACAAUUGAUGAACGCAUUUGGAACAACGCCGACUAGCUCAGUUCAUCAUCAGCAUGUGCACUAAUGGAGCUAAGGAGGAUGAGAGAUGGAAAACGAGAGCGAGAGCGAGAGCGAGAGCCACGGAGAGAAAAGGAUCCACUGUCUUCAGAGCCAAGCAGAGAAUCUUGUAGCGUAUUAUGUGUAUUUUUCGAGCAUAGGUUUUUUUAGUUUUUGUAUAAUUGUAGUACUCUAUGUUAUAUAUAUAUAUUAUUUACCUCAGUCCACACUCAAGCACACAGUUUGACACACACACAUGCAUACAAAAGAGACAUUGCAAAUCAUUAAGUAAUUAAUCCCAUAAUAUUCGCAUUUGUUAAACAGUUUAUGAAACACACACAGAUGGACAUUUGUUAACUGCCACUGAAGCGUUGUCCGCAAAUUGAAUUUCGUUCCUAAAAGUCUCAUAAGCCAAUUUGCGUUCGUUUUCGAAUCAGUUUGUAUUGAUUUAUACACACAUACACAUGCACAUACAAUCAGCACAUACACUCAACAUACAUACAUAACAUACACACCCACAUUUAAUGUAAGAAACUUUCAAUGUGCAUAAGCUAUAAAGUGAUUAUGAAUUUAAAAAAACGAUAAAAAGCAAAACAACACUUGCUUAAAAAAGUUAAAUGUGAAAACAGAAAAACAUCAAAAUAUGUUCAGAUGAGAAACAAUAAUUGAAUUGAAACAAAGGCGAGCACUGAUGAAUAUGAUAGAGCCUACAAAAUGCAUGUAAACGCUAUAGACGUUAAGUCUUUGAAAUGAAACCUAAUCUUAAUUUACGAAAUUGCGAUUCAAUAUUGUAGCGUGUAUAUUUUUUAAGGCAAACAAUUAUAUACACAUAGAUUUUUUGUAUUCUGUAGUCUUUAGGGAACGCACGUUAAAAAAAAAAAAACACAUUCGACUAA
Molecule: messenger RNA, 3309 nt
Organism: Drosophila navojoa
Lineage: Eukaryota; Metazoa; Arthropoda; Insecta; Diptera; Drosophilidae
Gene: foi
Product: solute carrier family 39 fear-of-intimacy
Biological process (GO): zinc ion import across plasma membrane; intracellular monoatomic cation homeostasis
Cellular component (GO): plasma membrane
Molecular function (GO): zinc ion transmembrane transporter activity; monoatomic cation:bicarbonate symporter activity
Source: RefSeq, a predicted model, not a curated record